AUGAUCGGCCGAGGCGCGCGCCAUUUUGUCUUUCUGGGCCGGACGGGGUAUGAAAAGCCGGCUGCAAGGCGAUUGAUUGAAGAGCUAGAGCGAGAUGGUGCCCAUUGCACCGUUGUUACCGGCGACGUAAUCAAGUAUGCAGACGUCGAGCGCGCCGUCCAGGCCGCCGGGGCUACUGUGCCACUUGGCGGUGUCGUACAAGCGGCCAUGGGCCUGCACGAGUCCAUACUCAAGUACAUUACGCACGAAGCGUGGCAGACCGGCACACUAGCGAAGGUGCAGGGGACGUGGAAUCUGCAUCAGGCGCGCGCCGCGGAAGACAAGGAGAAGGACCUCGACUUCUUCCUCCUAACCAGCUCCAUCGCCGGAAAGGUGGGAACAGCCACCGAGGCAAACUACUGCGCAGCCAACAACUUCCUAGACGCCUUUGCGCAGUACCGACGGAGAUUGGGCCUGAAGGCCAUCUCGCUGGGACUGGGGAUGGUCUCUGAGGUUGGGUAUCUGCAUGAACAUAGGGAUAUCGGGAAACUGCUACAUCGAAAGGGCACCCGACCUUUGUUGGAGGAUGAAAUGCUUCAGAUUGUUGACUUUGCACUGGCUCAGCAGCUUACCCCGACCUCCGUCCGUGAUCGGGACACUCUAGCCCAAUCGCUCAUCCUGACGGGGCUAGAGGAUACAGGGCAUGGCAACAGCAAAGCGCAGAAUACACCGCAUUCUCGCAGUAUGUAUCCGACGCACGGUUAUCUGUUCUGA
Messenger RNA from Aspergillus calidoustus, 753 nucleotides. NCBI's taxonomy places the organism in Eukaryota, Fungi, Ascomycota, Eurotiomycetes, Eurotiales, Aspergillaceae. The record is from the annotation of a GenBank genome assembly.